CACGGUUAAAAGUCCUUAACCUUGGUUAACUCUCUGCCUGACUAUUUAAAAGCCCAAAACAAAAGCCCACCCUCCCAAAAUACCAUUUCACUUGCAGCCAACGAAAACAGGACCAGAACACUCCCCCAACCCCAGACAAGAUCAAGAACGGAGAGACGAAGCAAAGCCAGAGGAGAUAACGAAUAGCGAACAGGAAAGAAGAACCAGGGAAUCAACAAUGGCAAUGUUCAUCGAUGAUGAAGAAGUCUGGAAAUGUCGGAAGCACCCUUCCAAGCGUCGAACUACUGGUGUCUGCCCCGUAUGCCUCAGAGACCGCCUCAUCAGUCUCUGCCCCGACUGCGCCAACGUGCGCCCCUGCACUUGUUGUCCUACUUCUUCCUCUUCCUCCUCGUCAUCCUCGUCGUUCUUCUCUCGCUCGUCAUCCAAGUCUAGCAACGGGAUCGGAGCCAUCGGCCGCAUGUCAAAUCUCAUUGACAGUGAACCCGCCUUCCGACGGUCAAGAUCCGCCGCCUUUCCAUUUCUCCGGCGAAGGCUGGACGAUAAGGAUGACUCAGCAGCCAGGCUUCCCCCCUCGGGGCCCCGGAGCAGGCCGUCGUUUUGGUCGGUUUUCAAGGGUAACAAGCCGAAGAAACCGGACGAAGUCAAACAAGUUGCACAAGAAGACGAGAUGAAGAAGAAGAUGAUGAGGUCGAGGUCCGUUGGGUUCUCUCUUUACCCACGUUCCGUCGGCGCUGGUUCCGGCGGUGAUGAGAGAUUGAAAGCUAAGGGUUGGUAUUUCCCGAGCCCGAUGAAGGUUUUCCGGCAUCAUAAGACGCCUAAGGUUGUUCAAGAACGGUCGCCGCUGUGCAGGGGCUGAGGCUCAUCAUCAUCAAGAAAAUCAAGAAAAUAAACAUGAAAAUAUCUGUAUGUUUUAUUUUCUUUAUUUUCUUCUUGUUAAUUUUUUGAUAAAAAAAUUUAAUUUUUGUUAUUAAGGUGAGAGAUUCCAGAUUGUAAAUGUUCUCUUCGCCUCUUCGAUACAUCAUUAACAAAGGUUUGGAUUUUUUUUUCUUA
Nelumbo nucifera (sacred lotus) is the source of this 1050-nucleotide messenger RNA. RefSeq names its product DUF740 family protein. The record is from RefSeq and is a predicted model, not a curated record. NCBI's taxonomy places the organism in Eukaryota, Viridiplantae, Streptophyta, Magnoliopsida, Proteales, Nelumbonaceae.